AUGGAGCAGAGACACAAAGUCUCUAUGCCGGAGUCGAAGGGAGAAGGAGCCAGGGGGUGUUGGAGGGUGGGUAGGUUGUGGGACGAUUGGGCUUUACCGGUGAAUACACAACCGGCAAGAGCCGAUCUCCUCGGUGGAGAACCGAGAGCCAAUACUGGAGUAGCAUAUGAGAAACUCCGUGAACCUGGAGUGGAGAGCGAUGGUAGAGGUGGGAGGAGUAUAUCCGGCGGGUCAGGCGGCUCAGGGGGCUCCGGUGGGCGGAGGGAGUUCACGAGCAUCGCCCUGUCCCUCGCGCUGACAUCGGAAGGGAGGAAAUCGUCACCAUCUCUCUAUCUCUACGAGCCAUGGGCCAGCUCGCGACGGCCGAGAGACGAGUCCCGUCAACAACAACAAUUCCGACAGAGGGAGGCGAGUGAGGUCCAAUCUUCCCGAGCACUUCGAAUAUUCCAAGAGAAGGCGGAGCGGUGCUAG
This is a messenger RNA of Arabis nemorensis, 471 nucleotides long. Lineage: Eukaryota; Viridiplantae; Streptophyta; Magnoliopsida; Brassicales; Brassicaceae. The record is from the annotation of a GenBank genome assembly.